AUGCUGUCCACCUCGCGACAGCUUCUCGCUGCUACUCAGCGGCGAGCCAUUGCCCAUGGCAUCCGCCGCAUGGCGACUGUCAGCGAUGCUCCCCUCGACAAGAAGGUGAAGCAGAACAUCCACGAAGAGGGCAACUUCAUCAACUACAAGAAGAUGUCCGAGAACCUCGCGAUUGUCCGCUCCAGAUUGAACCGUCCCCUCGCAUACGCAGAAAAGAUUCUCUACUCCCAUCUCGACGACCCGCACGGACAAGAGAUCGAGCGUGGUGUCUCCUACCUGAAGCUCCGCCCGGAUCGUGUCGCAUGCCAGGAUGCCACAGCCCAGAUGGCCAUUCUGCAGUUCAUGUCUGCCGGUAUGCCCUCAGUGGCAAACCCUACCACGGUCCAUUGUGAUCAUUUGAUCGAGGCACAGACUGGCGGUGUCAAGGAUCUGGCGCGCGCCACCGAGAUCAACAAGGAGGUCUACGACUUCUUGUCUACAUCUUGCGCAAAGUUCAACAUUGGUUUCUGGAGACCUGGCUCUGGGAUCAUUCAUCAGAUCAUACUUGAGAAUUACGCCUUCCCUGGCGGUCUUCUUAUUGGUACUGACUCGCACACACCCAAUGCUGGUGGAUUAGGCAUGGCAGCCAUUGGAGUUGGUGGUGCUGAUGCUGUCGACGUUAUGGCCAAUCUGCCAUGGGAGUUGAAGGCUCCAAAGGUCAUUGGUAUCAAAUUGACCGGCGAGAUGUCUGGAUGGACUUCACCUAAGGACAUUAUCCUGAAAGUCGCGGGAAUCUUGACUGUGAAGGGAGGAACUGGUGCUAUUGUUGAGUACUUUGGUCCUGGUACCGAAUCAAUCAGCUGUACCGGGAUGGCGACAAUAUGCAAUAUGGGCGCUGAAAUCGGAGCAACCACAUCCCUGUUCCCCUUCAACGAUCGCAUGUACGAUUACCUUGCUGCUACCAAGCGUAAGGACAUCGGUGACUUUGCCCGCACAUACGCCAAGGAACUCCGCGAGGAUGAGGGUGCUCAAUACGACGAGCUGAUCGAGAUAAACCUAUCGGAGCUUGAGCCACACAUCAACGGCCCUUUCACUCCCGAUCUUGCUACUCCCAUAUCCAAAUUCAGCGAGGCUGUCAAGGCUAAUAACUGGCCCGAGGAGCUCAAAGUCGGUUUGAUCGGCUCCUGUACCAACUCUUCUUACGAAGAUUUCUCCCGCGCUGCGUCGAUUGCCAAAGAUGCCCUCGACCAUGGUCUUAAGUCCAAAUCUCUCUUCACUGUUACCCCAGGUUCUGAGCAAAUCCGUGCUACAACUGCCCGUGAUGGUCAAUUGGAGAUCCUCGAAGAAUUUGGAGGAGUCGUGCUUGCAAAUGCCUGCGGACCUUGCAUCGGGCAGUGGGAUCGUAAAGACGUGGCCAAGGGUCAAGCAAACUCCAUCGUCUCAUCCUACAACCGCAAUUUCACAGGUCGCAACGAUAGCAAUCCCUCCACUCACAGUUUUGUCACAUCGCCAGAUCUUGUGGUUGCUCUCAGCAUCGCCGGAUCUCUUCACUUCAACCCCCUCACCGACAAGCUGAAGGACAAGGACGGAAACGAGUUCCUCCUGUCUCCACCAUCCGGUGCAGGUCUCCCAUCAGCCGGCUACGAUCCAGGACAGAACACCUACCAAGCUCCUCCCGCAGACCGCAACUCUGUUUCCGUCGCUGUAUCGCCUAGCAGUGACAGACUUCAAGUGCUCGAGCCUUUCACCGCGUGGGAUGGGAAGGAUGCCCUGGACCUUCCGAUUCUCAUAAAGUGUAAGGGAAAGACUACCACUGACCACAUUUCUAUGGCCGGUCCUUGGUUGAAGUACCGUGGACAUUUGGAUAACAUCUCCAACAACAUGUUGAUUGGUGCCACGAAUGCCGCGAAUGGUAAAGCCAACGAAGUCAAGAACUUCACCACAGGGGAGUUUGGGGCCGUACCCGCUACCGCUCGAGACUAUAAGAAGAAGGGAAUUCCCUGGGUUGUUAUUGGAGACUGGAACUACGGAGAAGGAAGUUCAAGAGAACACGCUGCUUUGGAGCCGAGACAUUUGGGAGGUCUUGCCAUCAUCACCCGCUCAUUUGCCCGUAUCCACGAGACCAACUUGAAGAAGCAAGGUAUGCUUCCGUUGACCUUUGUCGACCCUGAGGACUAUGAGAAGAUCCAGCCCUACGAUAAGGUUGAUCUUCUCUGCACCGAAAUUGCAGUUGGAAAGCCCAUGACUCUAAGAGUGCACCCCAAAGACGGCAAGACAUUCGACAUCAAGCUGGCUCACACGUUUAACGCUCCCCAAAUCGAGUGGUUCAAGAACGGGUCGGCACUCAACACUAUGGCCAAGGCCAAUGCGUCGUAA
Drepanopeziza brunnea f. sp. 'multigermtubi' MB_m1 is the source of this 2355-nucleotide messenger RNA. RefSeq lists its product as uncharacterized. NCBI's taxonomy places the organism in Eukaryota, Fungi, Ascomycota, Leotiomycetes, Helotiales, Drepanopezizaceae. Gene Ontology annotation, biological process: tricarboxylic acid cycle. The record is from RefSeq and is a predicted model, not a curated record. Gene Ontology annotation, cellular component: cytosol; mitochondrion. Gene Ontology annotation, molecular function: 4 iron, 4 sulfur cluster binding; aconitate hydratase activity.